Molecule: messenger RNA, 3838 nt
Organism: Trichomycterus rosablanca
Lineage: Eukaryota; Metazoa; Chordata; Actinopteri; Siluriformes; Trichomycteridae
Gene: irf2a
Product: interferon regulatory factor 2a
Exons: 9
Coding region: 157-1140 (327 amino acids)
Biological process (GO): immune system process; regulation of transcription by RNA polymerase II
Cellular component (GO): nucleus
Molecular function (GO): RNA polymerase II cis-regulatory region sequence-specific DNA binding; DNA-binding transcription factor activity, RNA polymerase II-specific
Source: RefSeq, a predicted model, not a curated record
UGAAAACACGCCGAUAUCACCAGUGCUCAGGCUGGCGUUAGCAACACUGAGUUAGCUAAUGCUAAAGUAGCGCUAUGUUUAGCAGUAAAAGUGAAACGUAACCCAGCGACUGCGAGAACGACGGGAACGCCGAGCAGAUCACAGUGCAGGGUGAAGAUGCCGGUGGACAGGCAGCGGAUGCGCCCCUGGCUCGAGGAGCAGAUCAACAUUGGGAGAAUCCAGGGCCUGAUCUGGGUAAAUAAGGAGCUGAAGAUCUUCCAGAUCCCGUGGAUCCACGCCGCCAGACACGGCUGGGAUCUGGAUAAGGAUGCUCCGCUCUUCAUGAACUGGGCCAUUCACACAGGAAAGUACCAUCCUGGUGUGGACAAGCCAGAACCCAAAACAUGGAAAGCCAACUUCCGCUGUGCCAUGAACUCGCUGCCGGACAUCGAGGAGGUUAAAGAUAAGAGCAUGAAAAGUGGGAGCAAUGCCUUCCGAAUGUACCGCAUCCUCUCAUCGGCAGAACGAGCGACCAAAAAAGCCAAGAAGAAAAAAAUGGAUCGAGAGGCCAGAGCAAAGACACCGACUCCGAGACGGAGGAGUAAGAACAUCGAGAAGGAAGAGAAGGAAGAGAAGGAAGAGAAGGAAUCACAGCGCACGGAGGAAACACUGCCGGAUAGUACCGUCUUAAUAACAGAACCAGAACACUGCAGCGAUGUCAGUUCCCCGAGUAAAACCUCGAUGAGUGACCUGCAGGACGUGUGCGCCGUGGUGGAGGUCACCACCGAGAACGAGGAGUCCGCCGUCAGCUCCACGCAGAUCCCCUACGAUUUCCAGGUCUCCCCCGUCUCCACCUGCUUCGAUAGUGACGACGAGAGCGUUCACAGCGGGGACGAGGUGAAGCCUCAGGACCUGUCCGCCAGUUCGGGACGUUCCUGCUCCUCGGUCCUGAGAAUGGCACCCAGCGAAGCGGACUUCGUUCCCUCGGAGAGGACGAACUUCUGGGUGACCAGCUGCCGCGAGGACUCGCCCAUGAUAAGCUACGACGUGGAACCCUGGCGCCCGUUCCUCACGUCCUUCACCUUCGACCUCCGCGCCGGCCCCGCCUCCCGCUCCAGUGUUAUCAUGAAAGCGGUGGACCUGUCCUCCAAAAAGACGUGAGGCGGGAACGCCGCGCUGCCGACCGGCCCUUCUGCCGCACCCCCGAACCUUUCCGAGCGGCGGGGAGGCGCGCGGGACGGGCGCGGUCGUACCCAUGGUGCUAUUUACAACACAUAACGAACUAUAAACACGUGUACGGCCGUGCAAAGUUCAGGACUCGUCGGGUGCGUUCGAACUGGAUGAUUUUUUUUUUGGUAGGUGGUCACACGACGCCCCUUUAUCUCGAAAAUACGACACCCUGGGGUGCUUGGGAAGGGGGGGUAGCAGUCCCCUGUGCACUAGCAUUCAAGUCUCAGAUGUCCUAGCGGCCUAGCCGGGCGCCCAGCAGACACAAUUGGUUAUUUCUAAAGGAGGGAGGGUUGUAUAGGGUUCCUUCUCAUCGGUACUGGAACAGUGACCUCUGCUGUCUGAUUAAGGCACCACAGUCUAACAUCAUAGAACGAUUGAGGGCGCUCUAAACACGCUAACCCACCAGUGGCAAGAUCUCAAGCUCUUGAGUUCAGAUCUCAGCUGUGCUAUCAGCCGACCGGGCGCCUGCACAGACCUACGAUUAGCUGCGUGUCUGUCUGGCUGAAACGGGGUUCCUCGUCACUGAGCAAUUACGCAAUUACGCCCUCUGCUGGCCGGUCGAGGAGCCUGCGCGGAUGGCAGGGCGCUCUGUGAGGCCCCGCCCCUGACGGGUAAAAAGAAGCGAUCUCUCCUCGAUUGUCAUUGGGAUUGGGGCUCAGGUGACGCAGGUGUUCUGUACACCAGCCCACCACUGUAAAUCAGAGUCUUAGUGGUGCUAUCAGCCUAGCCAGAUGGUCCACAGACACACAGACGUGUCACACGGGCGUGUCUGAGGGAGGGUAGGUGGGAUAAGGUUUCUCCUCAUUGCUGCAGCAACAGCGACUCCUGGUGUUUGCAUGCAGUAUGGCUGUCUGUAAGAAUCCAGCGCUGGCCGGCUUCGCUCGUAGGGUGGUGGUCGGAGGGUGCGGGUGCUAGUCUGCAGCAAACGAUAUAAAGACUAAAGAGGGUAAAUACAGGCCAGAAUGUAACUCAAAUCAUCCAGCGAUUUCGGACUGCGUUCGUACUGUGUGUUUUUUUUUUUUCGUUGCGUUUUCCGAGAAGCACGACGAGUUCUCGGAUGUUGCGCGGCCUGACGUGAACAUACCUCAGUUUCCCGGAACGUUUCCUCUUUAGGGAGCGUGUGGAAUUACCUCAGAGACUGAUCCACGCUUCGUUGCACUUCUGUUCGAGUAUUAAUAAUCAGAUGAGAAUCAGCCCGGUCCUUCCUUCUCUCUCACUUCUCCACAGUAUCAGACCGGAACUGUAGUUCUCAGGUAACACUAACGAUGGCGCCACAGCUCUUUUUUAUUUUUAUUUUUAUUAAAUAGCAUUAACUAACAGCCUGGUACAAACGUGGGUGAUUCAGAACGUCGGUUCUAUGUUUAUAAUCUGUACAAGCUCAGCUUAAUCUAUCGUGGUAGCCCAUUCGAACCCGGAUCUCUGCGGUGCUAUCGGCCGGCCUGGUGUCCACACAGACAUGAUUAGCCCUGCGAUAAAUUGGCGCCUUGUGUUUCCCGGUGAAACCGCACCCGUGUUGAUCCAGAUCUGGAUAAAGCUCUUGAUGAAAAUGAGAUUAAAUUAAAUGUAUCCUGGUCAGGGUCGUGGUGGGUCUGGUCUCUCUGGAAUCUCUGGAAUCAGCAAUACAAGAACACACCAGCACACCAUUCUGAAGGAGGGAGGGUUGGAUACAGUGACCCCUACUGUCUGAUUAAGGUGCCGCAGAUAAAUUGCUGUAGCCCCUUUUUAAUAUCAACUUCCACUAUUGUCGGAGGCCAAAUCUCAGCUGUGCUAUCAGCCACCUGUGCGCCUGCACAGACACACGAUUGGCUGUGUGUCUGUCUGGCUGAAAUAGGGUUCCUCGUGAGCAAUUACGCCCUCUGCUGACCGGUCGAGGAGCCUGCCCGGAUGGCAGUGUAAAAAGAAGCGAUCUCUCCUCUCUGGAAUUUCUGGAAUCAGCAAAACAAGAAGACACCCCGGACAGGACGCCAGACCACCCCUGACCCCUUCUCAGACGUCUGUGUGUAGACGCCAGAGCGGCCGAUAGCACCGCUGGGGAUUCAAACCCAUACCCUGGAUCCCAGUGUUAGUGAUGUAUCCUCUAAGUCUUGGAGAUUAAUUUCAUAAACUUUUUAGCACGUUGAUAUUUGGUUUACUUUAGUUUACCCAUAAUCACCACCCUGUGCAAAAGUCCCCCCCCACCUCAUUUCCCGCUCAAACUUUAUGACUUUAUGUUUUGUUGAUUUUCUAAGCUGAAAUUCACCGACUGGAAUGAGAUCGGAAAUGAAUUUGACAUUUAAUGAAGCUCGAGCUCCUUUUACACGAGGGAUCUUCAGAAAUAUAUUAAGCUUAAAAAAGAUUCAGUUCGUAAUAAAAUGCUCAUGAGUGCAUAUUAUUUACAAUAAACCAUAAUAAUAAUAAUAGAAUAAUAUAAACCUCGUCCUGGGUGCCGCACCCUUUCAGCCUAGUUUUAUUUGUACCUCAUUUAGUCGGACUCAGAACGAGUUGCUUUUUAUUUACUCUCCACGUCUAAUGAAAUCAUUUUUUAUUAUAAAUAUACACCGAUCAGGCAUAACAUGAAAACCACCUCCUUGUUUCUACACUCACUGUCCAUUUUAUCAGCUCCACUUACCAUAUAGAAGCACUUUGUAGU